This is a messenger RNA of Gasterosteus aculeatus aculeatus (three-spined stickleback), 791 nucleotides long. RefSeq names its product apolipoprotein D. The record is from RefSeq and is a predicted model, not a curated record. Gene Ontology annotation, molecular function: lipid binding. Gene Ontology annotation, biological process: tissue regeneration; lipid metabolic process; response to reactive oxygen species. NCBI's taxonomy places the organism in Eukaryota, Metazoa, Chordata, Actinopteri, Perciformes, Gasterosteidae. Gene Ontology annotation, cellular component: cytoplasm.
AUCCAUAAAAGCUCCUCACCACAGAAUGAUCUGCACACCGGUAUUAACUCUGAUUACAUACAGGUCGUAUUACCAAGAUGAAGGCUAUGCAGGUGAUUCUCUUGACUCUUCUGGUUGUCCUGGUAACCAGCGCUCAGUACGACGACAGUUGUCCCAAACCAGAUGUGCAGGCCAACUUCGAUGUUUCCAAGUACCUUGGCAAGUGGUACGGGAUCAAGAAGCUGCCAACACCCUUCCAGAAAGGCGAGUGCAGCACUGCCUUCUACAGCCUGAAGAGUUCUGGAGAAAUCGGGGUCCUCAACAGUGGGCUGCUUGAAGAUGGAACCAUUAGAUCCGCUGUUGCCACUGCCACGGUCAAGGACCCCUCUGAUCCUGCCAAGCUGGCGGUCUCCUUCUCUCCAGAAUCUUCUGCUCCCUACUGGGUGCUGUCCACAGACUAUGAGGGUCACUCCCUGGUCUACAGCUGCACCAACCGCCAGUCCGGCAGAGAGUACGCUUGGAUCCUGAGCAGAGAGCCCACUCUGCCCGAGGAGACCGUGAAGAAGCUGGAAGACGUCUUGUCCUCGAUCGGAAUCGACGUGGACAAGAUGGCCCCAACCAACCAGAAUGAGAAUUACUGCAGCGUCAUGCGCCAGUAGACAGAGAUAGUCCCGUUUCAGCCUCUGCAGCACUGAGACGAGGCGACUUGGAUCCAUGGUGAGAUGACACACAGCUGUAUGCAGUGUGAGCUGCUUCCCCCUGUGGAUACAUCAAGCAAAGUCAUUGCAAUAAAAAAGUGAAAACGAAAUGCA